AUGGUUCCCAACGAAGGUGAACCGGUAAUGGGCAACGAAACAGGAAAAGUCGAACCUUCAUUGCUCAACCCGGGAAAUUCCUCUGAAUCUCCGAAAGGAGCGUCAUCGGACAAUGAAGGUCUCUGCAUUCUGCCAUCCGAUAAGGGAGGUCUGCAUCGCGCAACCACUAAAGUCCACCCCCAGACCUGGACCGAGAAGGCGAUAAGCCCCACCGACCUGAGCACGUCUGAAACACGCAAUCGAGAUGUGUUGUUCAAAAAUUUAUCAGUCAGUGGGACAGGAUCUGCGGUUCAGAUUCAGCAGACGGUGCUUUCAGCGGCUCUUUCCCCCCUGGUGUACCCCGUGAAACGCUUCGUAAGCAUUUGCGGUGAAAGGAAACAGCGCGAUCGACGAACUAUAUUACACGGCUUCGAUGGGAUCGUACGCAGCGGUGAGUUGCUACUGGUGCUGGGCCGUCCAGGAAGCGGGUGUUCGACAUUGUUGAAAGUGCUGUGUGGUUAUCUCGAUGGCCUAAUUCUAGAUCCUGGCAGUGAGAUUCAGUACAAGGGUAUACCAUUUGCAACCAUGAUCAAACAUUACCGUGGCGAGAUAGUGUACAGUGCAGAGGCCGAUCAUCACUUCCCAAACUUGACAGUGGGUCAAACACUCGAGUUUGCGGCACAUGCACGAGCACCACGCAAUCGAUUGGGCAGUAUCAGUCGCAAUCAGUAUGUCGAGUCUGCCGUGAGAGGGGUCAUGGACACCUUUAGCCUUUCUCACACAUACAAUACGAAUGUAGGAAAUAGCUACAUCCCAGGUGUUAGUGGAGGAGAGAGAAAGCGAGUGAGCAUCGCCGAAAUGGUAUUAUCACGGGCCUCAGUUGGGGCAUGGGAUAAUAGCACGUGUGGUCUUGAUGCAGCCACUGCAGUCGACUUUGUUCGCGCUCUCCGAACCUCCGCCAAACUUGCAGGAUCCUGUCAUGCAGUCGCCGCAUAUCAAGCGCCGGAGGCGCUAUAUGACACCUUUGACAAAGUAAUCCUCCUCUAUGAGGGCCGACAGAUAUACUUUGGCAGCCGCGAGGGCGCUGUCAUGUACUUUGAGAAGAUGGGAUGGAAACGACCACUCCAACAAUCGAGCGCGGAUUAUCUCACUGCCGUCACCAACCCCGGGGAAAGAGAAUGCCGACCCGAUAUGGAACACACCGUCCCCCGUACACCACAGGAGUUUGAGACACACUGGAAGCAAAGCCCGGAGUACGCAAAACUACAAAUUUCGAUGACAGAGUACAAGGAAAACAACCCUCUGGAUGGAUCAGCAGAGGCUCAACUGAAGCAAACCAAGCGUCUUGAACAAGCAACCUAUGUUCGGCCAUCGAGUGCAUUUCUUCUCUCUAUGCCUAUGCAAAUCCGAUUAUGUAUGGCGAGGGCAUGGCAGCGGACUCGCAAUGAUAUACCUGCCCUGGUAGCUACGGCGGUUGCUCAGAUGGUGGUCUCCCUUAUCAUUGGGUCCUUAUUUUGCAAUAUUCCAAAUAAUACAGAGGGGUUAAAUCAAAGAGCGUCGGUCCUCUUUCUAGCUGUUUUGACCAACGCCUUGAUCUCUUUGCUUGAGAUUAAUACUCUAUACAGCCAACGACCAAUCGUGGAGAAACAAGCCGCCUACGCCUUUGUUCACCCUUCUACAGAGGCAAUCGCUGCAGUCGUCGUGGAUUUCCCUGUCAAGUUUCUGCGAUGUGUUCUAUCAGCGAUUGUUGUGUACUUUUUCGCAAAUCUGCGUCGAGAGCCUGCUCAGUUCUUCAUAUAUAUUCUCUUCCAACUCACGGCAGUGAUGACUAUGGCCACAAUGUUUCGUACGUUGGCUACUGUUACUAAAACCAUCGGACAAGCGAUGGCUCUGGCCGGAAUCACAAUUAUCUGCGUCGCAGUAUACACGGGAUUCACGGUCCCUCAGUUCAAUAUGCGGCCGUGGUUCGGCUGGAUCCGAUGGGCCAACCCAAUAUUUUACGCCUUUGAGGGUAUUGUGGCCAAUGAAUUUCACGGCCGACGUUUUCAAUGCAUGGAAUAUAUCCCAGCCUCGGCUUUCCAUCAAGGGCUAGCAUUUACGUGUGCUUACGUGGGGUCUGUUCCAGGAGAGCGUUUUGUAUCUGGGGAUGCGUAUAUCGCAGGGAGUUAUGAUUACUCCUACAACCAUAUCUGGAGAAACUACGGCAUUCUCCUGGGAUUUCUGAUUUUCUUCCAUAUUCUCUACUUUUCGCUUACAGAGCUGAUUCCUGGUACCAUACCUGCCCAUGAGGUCUUGACUUUUCGCAGUGGUCGAGUACCUGAGAUCACGAAGGGAUGUGACCUGGAGACAGGCACACAACAACCACUUUCGCUGGAGUUGAAGUCACGCACGACAGAGGACCGACCGUUGGUAGGAGGCAAGAAGGAUACCCUUCUUUGGAAAGGACUUAGCUACGAUAUUCCAAUCAAAGGUGGUGAACAGCGACUUCUGGAUGAUGUCAGCGGUUGGGUCAAACCUGGAUCACUCACUGCACUUAUGGGAGUUUCGGGUGCUGGAAAGACUACCCUCAUGAAUGUGCUCGCCCAACGUAUGAGCAUUGGAGUUGUCACAGGAGAUAUGCUGGUCAACGGCCAUGAGCCCGACGCUAGCUUUGCCCGAGAGACAGGCUAUGUCCAGCAGCAAGAUCUUCACGUGGAAACUUGCACCGUCCGCGAGGCUCUCCGCUUUAGUGCAACACUCCGUCAACCUCGCUCUGUCUCAAUGGAAGAAAAGUACACAUCCGUUGAGGAUGUGAUCCAAUUGCUUGGGAUGGACGAAUUUGCAGAAGCAGUUGUUGGAAAUCCAGGCGAUGGGCUAAAUAUGGAACAAAGGAAACUUCUCAGUAUUGGAGUUGAGCUGGCCGCCAAGCCUCAAAUUUUGAUAUUCCUUGAUGAACCCACAAGUGGCUUGGAUUCUCGAAGUUCAUGGGCCAUUUGUACAUUCAUGAGGAAGCUUGCGGACCAUGGUCAGCCCGUACUUGCCACAAUCCAUCAACCAAGUGCCAUUUUGUUUGAACAAUUCGAUCGUCUACUGUUCCUCGCCAAGGGUGGAAAGACAGUCUAUUUUGGAGACCUUGGUAAUCAAGCUCGGAUACUUUUGGAAUACCUGGAAGCAAAUGGAGCCCGUCCCUGUGGACCAACUGAGAACCCUGCUGAAUAUAUGCUCGACGUGAUUGGGAAUGGCACGGAAGGUCAGGCCCCCAUUGACUGGGUCGGCGCUUGGAGAAAGAGUCCACAAUAUCAGAAAGUACUUGAAGAGAUAGAGCUUCUUAUCGCCUUGUCUUCCGAUAUAACACUGAGUGAGCCCACACAGAUCGACGAAUUUGCGAUGCCAUUUGUGACCCAGUUUUGCGAGGUCAUGAAGCGCGACUUCCAACAAUAUUAUCGCCAACCGGAAUACAUCUUGGCUAAAUUUGGUGCUGGUGUCUUCUGUGGCUUGUUUAUUGGAUUCUCCUUCUGGAAAUCCGAUAACUCAAGCCAAGGCUUUCAGAACGUUCUCUUCAGCCUGUUUCUUCUGUGUACGAUUUUCUCCACACUGGUCAAUCAAAUCAUGCCCAAGUUUAUCGCCCGCCGAGAAUUAUACGAAUUGCGCGAGAGGCCGGCUAAAACCUAUUCCUGGAAGGUGUUCAUCUUAUGCCAAAUCCUUGUUGAGCUCCCAUGGCAAGCCUUGCUAGGGGUAUGUGCCUGGGCAUCGUUUUAUUUCUCGGUAUUUGGGAACAACCAAUCUCCCCAAAGACAGGUACUUGUUCUUCUAUUCACCGUACAGUUUUUCGUUUUUGCAUCCACAUUUGCACAGCUAGUGGUAGCUGCAGUUCCCAAUUUGGCCUUGGGUAGCAUGCUGGCUACAUUUACCUUUCUGCUAUGUCUGCUAUUCAAUGGUAUUAUGCAGCCACCGAGCGCACUCCCACACUUCUGGACCUUCAUGCAUCGUGUCUCCCCUUUGACCUAUUAUGUCAGCGGGAUAAGUUCGACUGCAUUGCAUGGCCGUCCAAUCCACUGUUCCAACCGGGAGCUGAGAAUUCUUAACCCUCCGGAGGGGCAGACUUGCGGUCAAUACUUGCUUGAAUAUCUCAGAGAGGCACCCGGGAGUCUUUACAAUCCGCUCUCUACCGAAAAGUGCCAGUAUUGCCCCCUUCGAUCGGCAGAUCAGUAUCUUGCGGCCCGAGAGAUCUCCUGGGACGAUCGUUGGAGAAACUUUGGAAUCUUCUGGGCGUAUAUUAUCUUCAACAUGAUCGGCGCAAUCGGGCUUUACUACCUUUUCCGAGUCCUACCUUACGCAAGAAAGAAUGGCGCUCGGAAAUCUCGAACCUGA
This is a messenger RNA of Penicillium paradoxum, 4329 nucleotides long. RefSeq lists its product as uncharacterized. NCBI's taxonomy places the organism in Eukaryota, Fungi, Ascomycota, Eurotiomycetes, Eurotiales, Aspergillaceae. The transcript is spliced from 5 exons. Gene Ontology annotation, cellular component: membrane. The coding region runs from base 1 to 4329 and encodes 1442 amino acids. The record is from RefSeq and is a predicted model, not a curated record. Gene Ontology annotation, molecular function: ABC-type transporter activity; ATP hydrolysis activity; ATP binding. Gene Ontology annotation, biological process: transmembrane transport.